CCUUCAAAAACCCUAACCAUCUCUCUCUCUCUCUCUCUCUCUCUCUCUUAAAACCAAAACCCAAUCUCAAGUCAAAAUCAAAAUCCAAAUCCCUCACAAAUUUUCUCAGGAAAAUCCAACGAAUCAAACUGCUAUGGGUUCGAAAUCCAGGGCCGAUAACUCACACUCUGGCGAUGGUGCCAGCCCCGGGAAGAUCUUCAUUGGAGGAUUGCACAAAGAGACAAGCUUUGGGGCGUUUAGGAGUUACUUUGAGAAAUACGGAGAAAUAACAGAUGCAGUGAUAAUGAGAGAUCGGUAUACUAAUCAGCCUAGGGGUUUUGGGUUCGUCACUUAUGCUGAUCCUUCAGUAGUUGACAAGGUCAUUGAAGACACCCAUAUCAUCAAUGGCAAACAGGUUGAGAUAAAGAGGACCAUUCCCAAAGGCCAAGGGCAGUCAAAGGAUUUCAAAACAAAGAAGAUAUUUGUUGGUGGGAUUCCAUCAUCAGUCACUGAAGAUGAGUUGAAGAAUUUCUUUUCCAAGUAUGGGAAGGUGGUGGAACAUCAGAUCAUACGUGAUCAUGAAACUCAUCGUUCCCGAGGUUUUGGAUUCGUUAUUUUUGACAAUGAUGAAGUUGUAGAUGAAAUGUUAACAAAGGGAAAUAUGAUUGAUAUGGCGGGUACCCAGGUGGAGAUCAAGAAAGCUGAACCAAAGAAAGCCUCAAACCCACCACCUGCUCCAGCAUAUGGUAGCAACUCUAGGUCUCGUUCUUUCAAUGAUGGCUUUGGUGGUUUUGGCAGUUCUUAUGGAGGUUUUGAUGGAGGGUUUGGUCCAGGUCCCUAUAGGACUCCAGGAGGUCUUGGCAGUAGGCUUGGUGGUGGUGGUGGUGGUGGAUAUGGUUAUGGCAGUGGUAGUGGCGAAUAUGGUGGUGGUUAUGGGGGUUUUGGAGCCAGUAGCUUAGGUGGCUACCGUAGUGAAUCUUCACUUGGUUAUUCUAGUCGCUUUGCACCUUAUGGUGGCGGUUUUGGUGGCAGUUAUGGAAGUGGUUUAGGUGGAUAUGGUCGAGGGAGUGAAGGCUAUGGAAGUUAUGGAAGUUCAGGCUAUGGUGCUGGUUAUGACUCCGGGCCUGGCGCUAGUUAUGGUGGAGCAGGUGGGCUGUAUGGAAGGGGAGGCUAUAGUGGCACUAGUCGCUACCAUCCCUAUGCGAGGUAGAAUUGAAAGGCACUAGUAUCUUCCCUAUGCGACGUAGAAAUGGAGAGGUUUUCAUGCAGUUGCUUAAUCCUUGCCCUAGAAGUUUCACACAGGCUCCUCUAGUUUUGUUUCUCCUGCAUUCAUAGGCACUUUCUCACAACUACUAAAGGCUAUUACAACUAGUGGGGAAGCUUUGAAGGAUUGGAAGAGUUUUUAUUAGACUUUCUUCUAUUGUAUGGUUUAGACAAACUUAUAGAUUGCUUCAGAGUAGUGCUUGGUGUCUACUAUGGCUGUCAUAUUUUAGUUUAAUUUCAUUUUAGCAUGUUAUGUAGACUAUUAGACUAUAGCUUACUUAUGCAGUGUUUGUUAUCAUCUGCUUUAGUUUGAUCUAGAUAGGUGUUCAUUGUGUUUUAAUAUUUGCCUAGCCUGUUAAUUUACUUUAGCAUUUGGAUCUUUAGAGUGUUUUAAGUAGUUAGAAAUGUCCCUCUUUAUGGCUUAGUUUGGCUUUACCAGGAUCUUGUUCUGGCAUAGGCAGAGAUUAGAUGCAGUGAGUAGUUGCUGUUUGUCAUAAACUAAGAUUGUAUUUGAGUUGUGUUGUGCGAUUAUUGUUCUUUAUUCAAUUAAGUGUGCUGUUGGUGGGUAGAGCAGUUAGGUGUUGCCCUUGUAUUAGCAAAACAGGCAUGUGUUAGAAUCCCAUUUGUGUAAUACAGUUCAAACCAAAACUCUGUGGGGACACCCAUUAUACGUGCAGAUUGCAGAUCUAAUGUCUUCAAUUGUUGGUUAUGCGCUCAACAGCAGUGUCAAUUAGACAACUUUUAUGUAAGUUAACCAUAUGGGUAAAAUACUUUACUCUACACCAUUUAAGUGGGGACUCCAAAUGUGACUUGGAAAUGUGUUGUUGUUGUUGAUUUUUUUUUUUUACAUAAA
Quercus lobata is the source of this 2095-nucleotide messenger RNA. RefSeq names its product RNA-binding (RRM/RBD/RNP motifs) family protein. Lineage: Eukaryota; Viridiplantae; Streptophyta; Magnoliopsida; Fagales; Fagaceae. Gene Ontology annotation, biological process: regulation of gene expression. The transcript has 6 exons. The record is from RefSeq and is a predicted model, not a curated record. Gene Ontology annotation, cellular component: nucleoplasm; chromatin. Gene Ontology annotation, molecular function: RNA binding. Bases 134 to 1189 code for a protein of 351 amino acids.